This is a messenger RNA of Kickxella alabastrina, 360 nucleotides long. RefSeq lists its product as uncharacterized. The record is from RefSeq and is a predicted model, not a curated record. NCBI's taxonomy places the organism in Eukaryota, Fungi, Kickxellomycota, Kickxellomycetes, Kickxellales, Kickxellaceae. The transcript has a single exon. Gene Ontology annotation, cellular component: mediator complex. The annotation marks the transcript as partial. Gene Ontology annotation, molecular function: transcription coregulator activity. Gene Ontology annotation, biological process: regulation of transcription by RNA polymerase II.
CAAAUGCUGUUUAGUAGCCUUCAUUAUUUGCAUAAAAAGGCUGGUAUGGUACAGGUAUCUCCGGGGAUUCCCGUGACGCAGCAGAACGAAGGGGCCGACAGCAUCGACAAUUUUACAGCGCGUACACAGGAGAUAGCCAACGAUAUAUGCCGACAGUCUAAAAAGAUAGACACGCUCGUUGAGUCGCUUCCGGGCGUGUCAGUCACCGAGAGCGAGCAGGAACGCGAAUUUAUCGAGUUGAGCAAGGAAAACGACGAGGCCACGCGUGAGCUCGAAGAGGCAAACAAAAGAGCUCGUGCACUGCUCGACAGCAUCUCUGAUACUCUGCGAACUAUUGCUGACAAUUCUGGCAACAAAUAA